Molecule: messenger RNA, 1278 nt
Organism: Pogoniulus pusillus (Red-fronted tinkerbird)
Lineage: Eukaryota; Metazoa; Chordata; Aves; Piciformes; Lybiidae
Product: glutathione S-transferase
Exons: 7
Coding region: 129-797 (222 amino acids)
Biological process (GO): glutathione metabolic process
Molecular function (GO): glutathione transferase activity
Source: RefSeq, a predicted model, not a curated record
GCGGCGGGGCGGACGCGGCGGCUGGGGCCGGGCACUGUCGGCGGAGCGGGCGGCGCGGGUGGACGCACUCGGCGGCCCGGGCCGGGGAUCUGUCGGCGGCGCGCCCAGGAAAAAAGAACUCUGCAAUCAUGUCAGGAAAACCCAAGCUGCACUACACCAAGGGGAGGGGGAAGAUGGAGUCAAUCCGAUGGCUGUUAGCAGCAGCCGGGGUUGAGUUUGAGGAAGAAUUCAUAGAAACAAAGGAAGACCUAGAAAAACUACGCAACGAUGGAGUCCUGAUGUUCCAGCAAGUGCCCAUGGUUGAGAUUGAUGGGAUGAAGAUGGUGCAGACCAGAGCCAUCCUCAGCUACAUAGCAGGGAAAUACAACCUGUAUGGGAAGGACCUGAAGGAGAGAGCCUGGAUUGAUAUGUAUGUGGAGGGAACAACAGACCUAAUGGGAAUGAUUGGUUCCCACAUUUUCCAACCAGCUGAUGCUAAAGAAAAGCAUAUGGCCUUAAUCAUUGAACGAGCUACAACCAGAUACUUUCCUGUUUAUGAAAAGGCCCUGAAAGCCCAUGGCCAGGAUUACCUUGUUGGUAACAAAUUAAGCUGGGCAGACAUCCAUUUGCUGGAAGCUAUUUUAAUGGCAGAAGAAUGUAAGCCGGAUAUACUGUCUGCAUUCCCUCUGCUUCAGGCUUUCAAAGGAAGAACAAGCAACAUUCCAACAAUCAAAAAAUUCUUGCAGCCUGGCAGCCAGAGGAAGCCAAAAAUAGAUGAGAAGUUUGCUGCUCAUGUGAGGAAAAUAUUCAAUUUCUAAUCAUGUGGCUGUUACACAACUGUAGUUGUUACCAGAGCUGUGGCUUAGAAGCGUAAACUGCAUAGAUGUGUUCUGUAGGUUGCAUCAUGCAGCCAGUGACAUAACUGCUGAAACAGGAUAUGUGUUUAGCUUAGAGUAAAAGGCUAAUUUGGAUCUUAUUUCCUGGAAUAAGACCCAUUUGUUUCCAUGAAAUAAAAUAUGCUGAUAGUUUGUUUUGCUUAAUUACAGUACAUGUCAGCUGGGGUAGGACAUUUCAUUUGUAGCUUUCAGCAUACUGAGGAAGCCACCUCUCUUCCCCUUUAUAAACCACAGGAGAGAAGAGAUACUCCAUAAAAAUGAGGAAGUCAUUUAAAUUAGGCUUGUUUCGUUCUCUAGUCUCGUAGAUCAAAGCUCACUGUCCUCAUGCUGUACUUCACUGCUGUCUGUACUUUCAGAGCUGCAAUUAAAACAAAUAAAUACUCAGAAAUAAUAAAAAAAAAAA